Molecule: messenger RNA, 1272 nt
Organism: Vanrija pseudolonga
Lineage: Eukaryota; Fungi; Basidiomycota; Tremellomycetes; Trichosporonales; Trichosporonaceae
Exons: 4
Coding region: 1-1272 (423 amino acids)
Source: RefSeq, a predicted model, not a curated record
AUGCUCGCCCUCCGACGUCUCGCAGCCCCAUCCCGCGGGCCCCUCCGCGCGCUCUCCACGUCGGCGCCGAGGGCCGUUUCCCGCGCCUGGGCAAAGGACGACGACGCCGCCACACCCGACGCAUUCACAGUCACCGCGGCCCCCCUCCCAGCCCCGGACGCCAGGUCGCCCAUUCUCGACCCGGGGUAUCCGAGCCGCAGGGAGCGACUGCGGCUCGAGAAGAGCCAGGCGCGCGAGCAGGGCGGCGACGCGUGGAGGUCGGACCCGUUUGCCGUCAUGACGCUCUCCCCGAAGCGCUUGUGCGCCGUGACCCAGGAGACUCUACCAACUGAUUUUAUGGUCAACCUCCGGCCGGUCAUCACCGCGUCGAGCGGCGAGGGCACCCCGAGUGAGAGCCACGAGCUCACCCUCAUCCCCGAUCGCAUCGAGCACCCAAAGUACAAAGCCAAGCGGCCCGGCUCUGGCGUGUGGCUCACGCUGCACCCGGACGUCGUGAACGCAGUGUACAGCCCGAAUGGCUCCUUGUGGCGCGCGGUGCGUUCCCUCGACCGCGACAUGCGCGUGUCGCGUCGCCUCCCGGAACAAAUCAAGCACCAGCUCCAGAAUCGAGUCCACCAGGAGCUCGAGCUCCUGCGCAAGAGCAUCGUCGCCGUGAGCCGUGUGCCCCCUGCGAGCGGCAAGCCGAGCUCCGGGCGCCUCGUGCGCGCACUCAAGCCGGACGAGGUGGACGCCGUGCGGGCCGGCAAGGCGCCGAGCGGGCGCGGCGGCCGGCCGCUGGCAAUCCUCGACUUCACCCGCGUGAACGACCACACGCCGGCGUCGGCGGCCGUCGUGGCCGAGUAUGCUAGCGCGCCAGCAGAGAAGGGGCAGGCCGAGCUGGUGCGCGGCGUGUCCAUGCCGCUGCUCACGAACGCAAAGGGCGAGGCCAACGUGCCGCUCUACCCCGUCAAGCUGCUGUUCGGGGAGCGCGCAGCGACGCUCGCGGCCGAGGUGCGCGCCGUGCUCGCUGCCGAAGAGGUGUACUAUGCCACUUCGCGCGGGCGCGACCCGGCCAAGGCGCGCAAGAACGAGAGCGCCGAGGCUGUCGCUGCCACGGAGCAGGUUCGCCACCACCGAAAGGAGGAGGAGGCGCUGCUUGUUGCUAUUCAGGCGCCGAGGAUUCCCGGGUGGAAGCGCCCAGACGACAUCACGGUUGACUUGGCCAUCGCGCUGUGGAGGCUUGCGCUGUGGGAGGGUAAUGGGUGGAAGGUGGAGGCGAGCGAGGGGAAGUAA